AUGGUCAAGUUCCGAUGGGCACAGGCAUCAUUCCCCAAUCGGAAGAAAUCCCAGAGCGACAAACAAUCCGCUACGGGAAGUUCAACAUCCAUCGCCCAGUCACUAAUAGCCCGGUAUAACGAGGCCCGCAACAAGCUGUGGAAGCAAGAGCUCGAACUGGCCUUCGAUGCCGGCGCAGUUGACAAAGCACCGAAGAUCGAAAAUGAUGCUGCCUCAGUUGUGCAGGCUAUCCGCGACGAGGAACGGAGUAGAUACCUCAAAGCCGGCGCCUCAGACCAUUUCCUCGCAAAUGUGGACCUGAUCAACCGCGGUAGUGACUUGAUGCGAGUGGCCAGAAAGUUGCCCAAGGGAGCGCAUCUGCACUGCCAUUUCAACACCGUUCUCCACCCUUCGUUCCUUGUCGCUCAGGCGCGCCAUGUCAAAUGCAUGUUCAUUCGGAGCACUCGGUCUCUGAAUGUGAAUGACAAUUUGAAUGAUGCUGCAAUAACAUUUUCUGUGCUGCAAGAUUCGACCGAGGGAGCAGACAUUUUCGACCCAAAUUACGAACCUCUAGCUUGGAUGAGAUAUUCCAAGUUUCUCGAGGAUUUUCCUGGCGGCAAGGAACAGGCGGAGGAAUGGUUGGUGAAGAAACUGCUUAUUUCGCUGGAGGAUGCGCACGCGAUUGACCAAAACUUAGAGGGGGUUUGGGAUCUAUUUAACCGCCGCACACAGAUGAUGAAGGGAUUGUUUAAUUAUGAAUCUGCUUUCCGAAACUACAUCGGCAAAGCUAUUCACAGCUUCGUCGAAGACAACAUUAUGUACGCCGAAGUCCGACCAAACUUCUUCGACAAAUAUAUCGUCAGCGAUGACGGUGAGAGGCAAUUAGAUCACCGCUCCUGGAUGCAGAUCAUCCGGGACGAAGUCAAUGCCACAAUCAAGCAACUCGAUGCCGAUGGAAACGGUGCUAGCCGCUUCAAAGGACUAAAAAUAAUCUACUGUGCUCCCCGCUCUAUCCAAAGCGAAGAAAUGACCUGGUGUCUCGACGAUUGCAUCUCCUUAAAACAAGAAUUUCCAGAAUUGAUCUGCGGAUUCGAUAUGGUCGGCUGCGAAGGCCGCGGCAACCAAAUCCGCGACUACCUCCCCUUACUCCUGCAAUUUAGAGCCACCUGCACCAACCUCGGUUUGGAUAUCCCGUUUAUCUUCCACGCAGGAGAAACCCUAGAGAGUCAGGGUCCAACAGACAACAACCUUUAUGAUGCCAUUCUUCUUGACUCCAAGCGCAUCGGCCACGGUUUCGCGAUCCCCCAGCACCCACUACUGAUGCAAAUGUGCCGAGAGCGCGGAAUUGCGCUGGAGAUCUGCCCUAUCUCCAAUGAGAUCCUGCAUCUGUGCCCAUCCAUGAAGAAUCAUGUGUUACCAAUCCUUCUAGCAAAUGCGGUACCCUGCACGAUUAAUAGUGAUAAUCCAGCGUAUUUCAGCUCUUCACUUUCUCACGAUUUUUAUCAAACCAUCCUCCACAUCGACUCCAUCACGCUCCAUGGUUGUCGCAUUCUGGCCGAAUGGAGCAUUGAACAUUCGUGCAUGGAUCCAAAGCAGCAGGCUGAUGCGUUUAAUACUUGGGAAGCCGAUUGGACAGCGUUCUGCCAGUGGAUUGUCCUGGAAUUUGGGCCCAAGUAUUUGAAGUCUCCGAUUGCGGAGAAAGCAAAUAACCGAAAUUAA
Messenger RNA from Histoplasma mississippiense, 1698 nucleotides. RefSeq lists its product with no specific name. Gene Ontology annotation, molecular function: adenosine deaminase activity. NCBI's taxonomy places the organism in Eukaryota, Fungi, Ascomycota, Eurotiomycetes, Onygenales, Ajellomycetaceae. The record is from RefSeq and is a predicted model, not a curated record. Bases 1 to 1698 code for a protein of 565 amino acids. Gene Ontology annotation, biological process: adenosine catabolic process; inosine biosynthetic process. The transcript is spliced from 4 exons.